GAACAGACCUCUCACACCACGACAUUCAAAGAGAGAGAAAGAAAGAGAUAGAUAGCUCAACAGUGAAACCAAACGCAUAGACUUAAAUUCGGCGAAAGAGGCAUUAAUGCUAUUGCUCAACUACCAUUGUGAUCCAUUACUACUAGAAAGUAGUAGUACUGAUAUUUCUCCUAUUUUGUACUCACCACGCUCAACUGCCAAACUUUUCGCACAUUUUUAAACCCUACUUACUGCAUUAGCAUUGUUAAAAAAAGCUCUCUAGUGUUCAUUUUUAGAAAAAGUUUGUGUGUGCGUGUGUGUGUGUGUGUGUGAGAGAGAGAGAGAGAGGUUGAUUUGGAUCUGGAUGUGGAACUCGGCGGAGAAUGCGUUUGCGAGGACGGCGUCGUUUAGGGAGGAUGGAGAGGACGAGGAGGAGCUCCGGUGGGCCGCGCUGGAGAGGCUACCUACCUACACUCGCGUACGGAGAGGGAUCUUCAGGAACAUGGUUGGAGAUCACAUGGAGAUUGAGGUCACUGAGCUCCAAGCUCAGGAGCAGAAGCUCGUGCUUGAUCGACUCGUUACCUCCGUCGAUGACGACCCUGAGCGAUUCUUCCAACGCAUGAGAAGCCGAUUUGACGCAGUAGAUUUGGAGUUUCCAAAGAUUGAGGUUCGAUUUCAGAAUUUUACAGUUGAAUCAUUCGUCCACGUUGGAAGCAGAGCACUGCCAACAAUUCCCAAUUAUGUUACUAACAUGGCUGAGGCAUUUUUAAGGCAGUUGCGUCUAUACCGGGGACAGAGAAGCAAGUUGACAAUUUUAGACGGUAUUAGUGGGUUAAUUAGACCAUCAAGAUUGACAUUGCUAUUGGGUCCUCCAAGCUCCGGAAAGACAACUCUAAUGUUGGCUCUUGCAGGUCGCCUUGGAACUGAUUUGCAGACGUCAGGUAGGAUCACAUAUAAUGGACAUGGCCUGAAUGAAUUUGUUCCUCAGAGGACAGCUGCUUAUGUUAGCCAACAGGAUUGGCAUGUGGCCGAAAUGACUGUAAGGGAAACUCUUGAGUUUGCAGGACGCUGUCAAGGUGUUGGGUUCAAAUAUGAUAUGCUAACUGAACUUGCAAGAAGAGAAAAGAAUGCUGGCAUAAAACCUGAUGAAGAUCUUGAUAUAUUCAUGAAGUCGUUAGCUCUUGGGGGACAGGAGACAAGCCUUGUAGUGGAGUACAUUAUAAAGAUUUUAGGGUUGGACAUCUGUGCUGACACAUUGGUGGGAGAUGAAAUGCUCAAGGGAAUCUCUGGGGGCCAAAAGAAGCGGCUUACAACAGGUGAAUUACUAGUUGGUCCUGCGAGAGUGCUAUUCAUGGAUGAAAUAUCAAAUGGGCUUGAUAGUUCCACAACUUAUCAAAUAAUCAAAUAUCUUAAGCAUUCAACUCAUGCACUUGAUUCCACCACUGUAAUUUCUCUGCUCCAACCAGCUCCUGAGACGUACGAAUUGUUUGAUGACGUUAUACUUUUGUGUGAGGGCCAGAUUGUAUACCAGGGAUCUCGUGAUGCUGCUCUUGAUUUUUUCACAUUUAUGGGAUUUAGUUGCCCUGAGCGAAAGAAUGUGGCAGACUUCUUGCAAGAAGUGACAUCAAAGAAGGACCAAGAGCAGUACUGGUCUGUUCUGGACAGCCCUUACCGGUACAUACCUCCUGGAAAGUUUGCUGAAGCUUUUCGUUCAUAUCCUGCCGGGAAGAAUUUGUCUGAGGAACUGGCUGUUCCUUUUGAUAAACGCUAUAAUCAUCGAGCAGCCUUGGCAACAUAUCGCUAUGGAGUGAAAAGGCGUGAACUUCUCAGGACCAACUUUCAGUGGCAGAGGCUACUCAUGAAACGAAAUUCAUUUAUUUAUGUCUUCAAGUUCAUUCAGCUUCUUUUUGUUGCUUUGAUCACAAUGAGUGUGUUUUUCCGGACAACAAUGCACCGUGAUACGAUUGAUGAUGGAGGGAUAUAUCUUGGGUCACUAUACUUUUCUAUGGUUAUUAUUCUUUUUAAUGGCUUUACCGAGGUGUCAAUGUUGGUGGCCAAGCUUCCAGUGAUUUACAAGCAUAGGGACUUGCACUUCUACCCAAGCUGGGCUUAUACUCUUCCUGCUUGGGUUUUAAGUAUUCCAAUUUCACUCAUAGAGGCUGGUUUCUGGGUGGCAGUCACAUACUAUGUGAUUGGAUAUGAUCCUGCAAUCACUAGGUUUUUUCGGCAGUUCUUUUUGUACUUCUUUCUACACCAAAUGUCAAUAGGACUCUUCCGUCUUAUGGGAUCCUUGGGCAGGAACAUGAUAGUUGCCAACACCUUUGGAUCAUUUGCUAUGCUGGUUGUCAUGGCUCUUGGAGGGUACAUCAUUUCAAGAGAUGAUAUACCAAGUUGGUGGAUCUGGGGAUUCUGGUUUUCUCCUUUGAUGUAUGCUCAAAUUGCAGCAUCUGACAAUGAAUUCCUUGGACAUUCCUGGGAUAAGAGAGUUGAGAACAACUCGAACUCUGGGUUGGGUGAGGCAUUACUAAGAGCACGCAGUUUAUUUCCAGAGAGCUACUGGUAUUGGAUUGGUGUUGGUGCUAUGAUUGGAUACACAGUUUUACUCAACAUGCUGUUCACAUUAUUUCUAGCUUACCUUAACCCUUUGGGUAAGCAACAAGCUGUGGUCUCUAAGGAAGAGCUGCAGGAGAGAGAGAGGAGAAGGAAAGGUGAACCUACUAUUGUUGAACUGAGGUACUACUUGCAGCAGUCAGGGAGUGCAAAACAUUUUAAGCAGAAAGGCAUGGUUCUCCCAUUCCAACCACUCUCUAUGACUUUCAGCAAUAUGAAUUACUAUGUGGAUGUCCCUGUGGAAUUGAAGCAACAAGGAAUAGUGGAAGAUAGAUUGCAGCUGUUGGUUGAUGUUACUGGAGCAUUUAGGCCUGGUGUCCUUACAGCAUUGGUUGGAGUCAGUGGUGCUGGGAAAACCACCCUCAUGGAUGUAUUAGCUGGUAGAAAAACUGGUGGGGUCAUUGAAGGGAACAUACGUAUUUCUGGUUAUCCCAAAAGGCAGGAAACUUUCGCAAGAAUUUCUGGUUACUGUGAGCAGACUGACAUUCAUUCCCCUUGCUUGACUGUUCUGGAAUCACUUCUGUUCUCUGCUUGGCUUCGGUUACCAUCAGAUGUUACCUUGGAGAUUCAACGGGCCUUUGUUGAGGAGGUGAUGGAACUUGUAGAGCUCACUCCACUGAGUGGGGCAUUGGUUGGUCUACCUGGAGUUGAUGGUUUGUCAACAGAACAGCGGAAAAGAUUAACGAUUGCUGUGGAACUUGUUGCCAACCCUUCUAUAGUGUUCAUGGAUGAGCCCACAUCAGGUUUGGAUGCAAGGGCUGCAGCCAUUGUGAUGAGGACUGUAAGGAAUAUUGUAAAUACUGGACGAACAAUAGUGUGCACCAUCCAUCAGCCCAGCAUAGACAUUUUUGAAUCCUUUGAUGAGCUUUUGUUUCUGAAGCGCGGAGGAGAGCUCAUAUAUGCUGGUCCACUUGGCCCCAAGUCUAGCGAGCUCAUCAAAUAUUUUGAGGCAGUUGAAGGAGUGCCAAAAAUCAGGCCUGGAUAUAAUCCUGCUACAUGGAUGCUUGAGGUUACUUCUGCUGCUGAAGAGAAUCGUCUCGGAGUGGACUUUGCAGAAAUUUACCGAAAAUCAAAUCUAUUUCUACUUAAUAGAGAGUUGGUUGAAAGCCUAAGCAAGCCGAAUAGUAAUUCAAAGGAAUUGAACUUCCCCACCAAGUAUUCAAAGUCAUUCUUUUACCAGUUGUUGGCUUGUCUUUGGAAGCAAAAUCUUUCUUAUUGGCGAAACCCACAAUACACUGCAGUUCGCUUCUUCUAUACUGUCAUCAUCUCAUUGAUGCUUGGAACAAUAUGCUGGAGAUUUGGUGCUAAAAGGGAGACCCAGCAGGAUUUAUUUAAUGCCAUGGGUUCAAUGUAUGCAGCCGUCCUGUUCAUUGGAAUCACAAAUGCUACUGCUGUUCAACCUGUUGUUUCUAUUGAGAGAUUUGUUUCAUAUCGAGAGAGGGCUGCAGGGAUGUAUUCAGCUUUACCAUUUGCAUAUGCUCAGGUUGUUAUUGAGUUCCCCUAUGUAUUUGCACAGGCAAUCAUCUACUGCACAGUUUUCUACUCCAUGGCUUCAUUUGAGUGGACUGUGUUGAAAUUUAUGUGGUACAUAUUCUUUAUGUAUUUUACUAUGCUGUACUUCACCUUUUAUGGGAUGAUGACAACUGCUGUCACACCAAAUCAUAAUGUGGCUGCCAUCAUUGCUGCUCCAUUUUAUAUGCUAUGGAACCUUUUCAGUGGCUUUAUGAUUCCUCACAAGAGAAUCCCAAUAUGGUGGAGAUGGUAUUAUUGGGCAAACCCUAUGGCCUGGUCUCUAUAUGGCCUCCUUACUUCACAAUAUGGUGAUGACAAUAAACUCUUGAAGCUAUCAGAUGGAACUCACUUGGUACCUGUAAGGCAGUUACUCAAUAGUGUUUUUGGGUAUAGGCAUGAUUUCUUGGGUAUAUCUGCGAUUAUGGUGGUGGGUUUCAGCGUGUUUUUUGCAGUCAUUUUUGCUUUUGCAAUAAAAUCCUUCAACUUCCAAAGGAGAUGAUAGCCAAGUUAUGUUCCAUUAAGAGCGGUAUAUCCUCAAUGCAUGCUUGACGAGUACAGUACUUCCUGGUAAAUGAAACCAGUGAGAAAUCUAUUUAUAGCUACAUGAUUUUCUAGGAUGAAUUAUUUGUUUUACUUGAGUAAAAAUUACAGCUAAGCUGGAAUUUGUGUGUAAAACUAUUAAUAGUUACAUGUUUCAAUAUUGUCUAUUAUACAGAAUUAAAUUAAAAAUAUUGUAAAGUCAGAUAUCAGUGGCAUGAGAGUAUGUUUUCUACAUAAUGAUUUGAGAACUUAAAACGAGGAUGAUGUUCUAUUUUUA
Messenger RNA from Quercus lobata, 4918 nucleotides. It is a transcript of the gene ABCG32, whose product is annotated as pleiotropic drug resistance 4. NCBI's taxonomy places the organism in Eukaryota, Viridiplantae, Streptophyta, Magnoliopsida, Fagales, Fagaceae. The transcript is spliced from 24 exons. Gene Ontology annotation, cellular component: membrane. The record is from RefSeq and is a predicted model, not a curated record. Gene Ontology annotation, molecular function: ATP hydrolysis activity; ATP binding; ABC-type transporter activity. Bases 344 to 4600 code for a protein of 1418 amino acids.